AUGCAGAUUGAUGAAGACCCCAGCUGGCAAGACCCCAUCAUCGACUACUUAGUGAAUGGAAACCUGCCAACGGAUAAGUCCGAAGCUAGGAAGGUCCAGCAGAAGGCCGCGAGAUACUAUAUGCACGGCAGCAAGCUCAUCCGUAGAUCAUACUCCGGCCCUCAUCUCACCUGCAUAAAGUACCCUCAAACACUUGAGAGUCCUCUGCAAAUUCACGGGCGAGUGUGGCAACCACUCGGGGGCAGGUCACUCGCCCAGAAGGCUCUAAACGUAGGCUAUUUCUGGCCUACCAUGCGCCACGACUCCGCUGAAUAUGUCAAAAAGUGUGAUCGCUGCCAGCGAUACAAGCCGAUCCCUAACCUGCCUGCCGAAGUUGACCAUCGCAAAAUAGUCCAUGGCCAUUCAUGCAAUGGGACAGACUUAGGGGGUCCCUUGCCCCGGCGCUGCCAAGGAGAAAGAAAAGAUGAUUGUCGCCAUGAUACUGUACUAAAUGGAGCGAGGGCCGGAAGAUCUAUCCUCUACUAA
Messenger RNA from Prunus armeniaca (apricot), 525 nucleotides. The record is from the annotation of a GenBank genome assembly. NCBI's taxonomy places the organism in Eukaryota, Viridiplantae, Streptophyta, Magnoliopsida, Rosales, Rosaceae.